Molecule: messenger RNA, 4384 nt
Organism: Danio rerio (zebrafish)
Lineage: Eukaryota; Metazoa; Chordata; Actinopteri; Cypriniformes; Danionidae
Source: RefSeq, a predicted model, not a curated record
GUUCUGCCCCACAUCCAGUCCAUCAUGUGGCAUCACGAUCAAUGCUCUGCUCUAAACAGCAACUGACCUGGAAAGCCGAGCAGAACUCCGUCAGCGCUCAUACUGAGGUCGGUUCAUCAUAACUCCACCAGGAACAACUGCAUUGUGGAGAAAACUUGCAUCAGUAUGUCUGAGCAUCAGCAAGUGUUUUUUAGAGCAUUUCAGAAGAUCUGUACCUGCAUUUAAGCUGUGGAACUCUGGCCAGCCCAGCUCAUCAUGGUCCAGUUUUUCAGCAGCAGAGGCAAAAAUGCAGAACGGCUCAACCAAAACAGGACGAGGGGUUACUGUCAACGGGACGGUCUCCACCCUGAAGAGGCAACCGAAGAUGGUGUCCAGCAGGCAGGAGCGUGGUUCAUGUUCAUCCACGGUUUCUUGUCCAGUCUUCUCAGGAUCCCAGAGCGAUUUAGACGAAGAGCCGGCGCCACGCUGUCCGUCCAGCUGUUCCACACCCACCCUGCACAGGCCUGGAUCCACCGCCAGUCUAAAGGCCUCCACCUCCAGCCUGCAAAGAAACGCAAAGGGUUCACUGACCAGCCUCAAGAGUUUCCCGAGCUCCACAGCACUCCAGAGUUCCAGCUUCAGCAUCCACAGCUCCAGCCCCAGCCUAAGGAGCUCCAACCCCAUCAUCCGGAACUCCAAUCCCAGCCUCCAGAGCUUCAAUCCCAGCCUCCGGAGCUCCAACGCCAGCAUCCGGAACUCCAAUCCCAGCAUCAGGAGCUCUAACCCCAGCCUCCACAGCUCCAAUCCCAGCAUCCACAGCUCCAACCCCAGCCUGCGAAGCUCCAACCCCAGCCUGCGGAGCUCCAGCCCCAGCCUUCACAGCUCCAGCAUCAGCUCCAGUGAGGACGACAGCUGGGACACCAAUAGCUGGAGCUCCGGCGCCACCUGUCUUCUGCGCAGCUCCAUCAAGCAGCACAGUCAGGAGGUGUUCCGGGUAGGCUUUGGCUCGGAUUCCGAGGCUGUCUUCCAGAACUCUGACAGCGGCCCGGGCAGUGUGUCAGGGUCGGAGCAACGUGAGCCAGCAGAUCCAGCCCAUGUAAACCGCAGGGACUCUGUAUCCUCUGCUGCUUCAACUGUGUCCACCGACCUGGAGCAGGAGAUUGAAGAAAAGCUCAAGUUUUCUCAGUUUCUGGAUGAGGUGACGUGUCGGGUGCUCAAUCCCGCGUGUUUGCAAGCAUUUGGUGCACCCAUUCGUCCAUCCAUGACUUCAUCUCUCCAGUCAUUAUCCGGUCCUUGGUUUGGUUCCAGAGAAAGUCAAAAACCAGUUUCUAUGAGUAAAUGGAGCAAGUGCAUGCCGAGCUGCAAGAUUCUGGAUGCCAGCGAGAGUUUGAGGAGAACACAAGAGCAGUCGUCUUUAGGAAGAACCUACUUAGAGACUGAUAUAGACCGAGUGCGGCGGGAGGAUGAGGAAAGUGUGGAGAAGUGGUCUGGCGAAUCUUCACGAAGAUGCCCGAGUCCUGCUUCCAAGCGUUCGGACGGAGCUCCGCUUCCACCGUACCGGUCCACUUCACUCCCGAGACCUACUAUGAGCAGCACCACGGAUGGAGAGUCGCGUGGCGGCAGCUCAGCUUCAGUCUCAGCGCAGGAGCAGAAGGAGGAUCUGCGCAGGCGUCUCUGCUGCUCCACACAGAAGCUCCAGCAGCUGCAGAGAGAGUUCGAGUCCACACGAGUCUACCUGGAGGCGGAGCUGAGGAGAGCACAAGACCAGCUGGACACCUUCACGGAGAAGCUGCGCAGGAUUCAGAGCAGCUACGCGGCGCUGCAGAGAAUAAAUCAGGACAUGGAGGAGAAAAUACACAGAAUGACUCAGCGUUACGAGGAUGAGAAGAGAUCUCUGAAUGGAGAAAUCCUGACUCUGAACAGUCGACUGAUGGAGGCCAAGAUCACCAUCCAGAAGCUGCGUGAAGAUAACGAUCUGUACAGGAAAGACUGUAAUCUGGCUGCGCAACUGCUGCAGUGUGGGAAAUCACCUUACAGAGCGCACAAACUGUCUGAGCUUCCUGCUGAGCUUCAGAAGCGCGUGAGCUCCCACAUGGAGAAGCAGCGUUCAGGACGGAGUGUAGCCUUGCAUCAGUCCUACACAGAUGCCGUUCCCACUGCCGUCAUCGGCCGGAUCCUGGAGAAACCAGAGUCUGGGAGAAGCUGUCCGGUCACCCGCUCCCCGAGCCCACAGAUCCAGGAUCUCCCUGAUAAAGCUCAGCGGCGUACAGCGUAUAAAUCCUCCGACCUGUACUGCAGCGAUACAGCACUGUACUGUCCUGAGGAGCGGAGGCACGAGCGCUGGACGGAGCGCCGGCAGAGUGCAGACCACAGCGGACAGACCACCGCAGACACGCAAAACAAUCCCGAGGAACAUCCCAGCAGACGUUACACACACACUGGCACGAUGGAGACCCAGAGGACCGCCCGACGUUCCUCAAAUCCAGCAGCUUCCAGAACGGAGAUCGAAUGCCGUCAUCCACUCCUCAAGGGGGCACUCUCCGCAGUCUCCACCCGAUGGACGGAUGGAUGAGCAUGGAGGACAUCAACAGCUUCUCCAUCUGCAGCCCUGGCCUCAUUUCACCGCUGAGCUUCUCCGAGCGCCACUUUAUCAUCGAUCCCGAGAUCAAACCGGGUCCGCUUUAUGACAGCGUCCGAGACGGAGCCACGCGGUAUCCGCAUUACUCCGCAUCAGUGGGGUCCAGUCCUGCGCUGAACACCAGGAUCAGACUGAAGACCGACAGAGGACAGGCGAUCCGCUCCAAAGACAGCGCUCAGGGAUCCACUAGAAGAUUCUUCACGUCUGAAAACACCCAUGAUGAGACGGCGGACGCUUCACGCAGAGAUUACGCAGAGGAGAGUCGCAGCAGUUCAGCAGAGUCACUGAACCACAGUCUGGGCGUCCAGCGCUUUCAGAAGGAGCCCCAGAAACAGAACACACCGCAGUUUCAGAAGAUCGGAAACACGGGACUCAGUCGGAAAGACAGCCUGACGAAAGCACAGCUGUAUGGAACGCUGCUGAACUGACAACUACAACGAAGAUCUUCCGUAAACCCUCCACAACAGAGCAGCUCAUGUGUGUCAAGGGUUUGUUCAUCUGAAGGGAAGGUUCUGUCAUUAUUACUCUCCCUCAUGUCAUUUCAGUCUCCUGAGAGUUUAGGAAACUGAACGUGGAUUGAAUGUAUUAGCGCAAGUGUGUAUAAAUCAGCCAUCAUUUCCCAAAUCCAGUCAGUUGGAGGAGGUCAACAUCACACACUCCAGCGCUGUCUGAGAGCUCCAGCAUCUCAUCUAAAGCAUCUUCAUCUGGGUCUGAAGAUGAGCUCAGACACCCCGUGAGGAAGAGUAAUAAUGACAGAGCUGAUAUUCUGGGGUGAACUACUCAUUCAGACUCUCAAUUAAACUGUAAAUAAACCAUAUGUAUUAUUGUAAACAUAUAUUUAUCUGUUUAUAUUUAAUCUGUAGGACGAGUGUAGCAGAUAAUCAUUAAUCCGGUGCUCUUACAGCAGAGGGCUUCUGCUAGCGAAAGCUGUAGUUUCUUCUGACCAUCAACUGUUUUUCUCCACAGGACAGAGCAGGAAUGUAGUGUGUGUAAAGAUGUUCACUUGUGCUCCGCAGGACUGACUGUAGAUCAGUGUUUCCUUUGCCUACCAUGUCUCUUCAGUGUGUGUGUCUUUCAGGAGGAGCUUCUUGCACUACUGAACUUAUAUUAGAUGUAAACACACACACACACACCUGUGCAUACACAAGAAGAGCAGUGCAAUGUCUACAACACUUGUUUACCUUUAUAUUUCACUACUAUAAGACCAGACAAUUGAGCAUCCCAGAACACACACACUGCAACACUACACUGAAGUCUGCUCCUGAUGACCCUUACAGUGAUGUCAUUUCCUGUAGUUGUUGUCAUUCAAGGUGUGUUUUAUCAUUUGAAGGGUCACAAGAUGGAAAGUCUCACACACACACACGCCUGUGUGAUGUAGAUCUAAACCAGCCCACAUAAACAAAUACUAUAGUAAUUUAUAGUAAAUACCACAGUGCUUUUUUAACCAUAGCAUAGUAAAGUAGAUUAAGGUAUCUACAGCUGUUUGUUAAAGAAUGCUCCAGCACACUGUAGUAUAUUAUCACUCGUAAACUGAUUAACUGGAAACAGUACUGCAGUAUAUUUAAGCUGUAUUGUAGUAUAAUAUACCCUACAGUUGUAGAAAACUACAGUAUUGGAUGAUUUGUUUAUAGUACUAAAGUUGUGUUACCAUGGCAACUCUGGAAUCACCAUAAUACAUGAGAUACUACAGUAGUUGUAGUGUUACCAUGGCAACUCUAGAAUCACCACAAUACAUUAGCUACUAUUCACCUUAUUCUCAGCUGUCGA